CGAGUCGACGCCACCGAAAUAGUUGAGCGCUCCUGCCUGCCGAGACAUAUAAUUGUGUCAAUUCUCCGUAGGAUUGCAAUGAUGCCACCGAUGUCUGGUAUGGCGACUACUUAAUUGUUCUUAGACAAAAGGUAGUGGUAUACCCACUAAGUCUGCAGUACUCCUUGCUUGACUUUCACUGGGAUUGGUAGUGUUACAGCAUACCAGUGGCCUGGGCUAGCAGCAGCAAUAAGGUCAAGAUGGGCAUUCUCAAUUGGCACCGAACGGACGAUGACUCCGCUACUGUUGCGGAGGACAGCAGUAUUGAUCGCUCUGCAAAGAAGGUUUAUGGCACUGUCAGCGAAGCUCACGAUGAAUCUGGCAUUGCACAACAAUCAAAACGACAGAUCGGCGUCGUCUCCGCGGCCUUCCUCAUUUUCAACCGAAUGGUUGGCACGGGAAUUUUCGCUACACCUUCUGGUAUCCUUUCUCAGACUGGCUCUGUCGGCUUGGCGCUUUUCAUGUGGUUCGCUGGUAUGCUGAUCGCAGCUGCUGGUAUGGCCGUCUACUUGGAGUUCGGAACAGGAAUCCCAAAGAACGGUGGUGAGAAGAACUACCUCGAACACGUCUUCCGGAAACCCAAAUUCCUUGCGACCGGUCUCUAUACUGGCUAUGUAAUUCUUCUCGGUUGGGCAGGAUCGAACUCUGUUGUGUUUGGCGAAUACAUCCUUACAGCUGCAAAUGUCGAGGUCAACCGGUGGAACCAGCGUGGUGUCGGUCUGGCCUGCAUUACAUCCGCAUUCUUGAUUCACGGUCUGGCGCUCAAGUGGGGUCUGCGACUGCAAAACUUGCUCGGCACGAUCAAGUUGAUCAUUAUUCUAAUCAUCGUGGUCUCCGGCUGGGCUGCUCUUGGUGGUGCCAUGAAGGCAGAUAAACCAAGCCCGAGCAACUUCACCAACGCCUUCGAGGGCACGACUGGAUCUGCAUACGGAAUUGUGACGGCUCUAUACAACGUCAUCUGGAGUUACAUCGGAUACAGCAACGCCAACUACGCUCUCAGCGAAACGAAGAACCCAAUCAGGACUUUGAAGAUCGCAGCCCCAACCGCGCUCAUUCUCGUCGGUGUCCUCUACAUGCUCGUCAACAUCGCCUACUUCGCCGCAGUACCCAAAGACGAAAUCCUCGCAUCAAAGCGCAUCCUAGCAGCUACUUUCUUCCGCAACAUGUUCGGCGAAUCAGCAGAACGCGCCAUGUCCGUCUUUGUCGCUCUCUCAGCCUUCGGCAACGUUCUUUCUGUCAUCUUCUCGCAAGGUCGAUUGGUACAAGAACUAGGACGAGAAGGCAUCCUCCCAUUCUCCCGCUUCUGGGCAAGCAACCGACCUUUCAACGCCCCUCUCGCUGGUCUCUUCGAGCACUGGCUCGUAUCCGUCAUCAUCAUGAUGGGUCCUCCACCUGGCGACGCUUAUAACUUCAUCCUCAAUGUCAUCAGCUACCCUCUCGCAAUCGUCAACACGUUCGUCGCGCUCGGACUCAUCUGGCUAUACCUCCACAGACAAACCUGGGACUGGAAUCCUCCGUUCAAGGCUACGCUCCCUGUUGCGGUCUUUUUCUUCCUUAGCAAUGUUUACCUUGUCAUUGCGCCUUUUGUGCCACCCACCGAAGGCAACAGCAUUUACGAGACUCUGCCAUAUUAUUUGCAUUGCAUUGUGGGAUGGGCGAUUAUCGGAGGCGGGGGUCUUUACUGGCUCAUUUGGGCUGUUGUUUUGCCUAAGAUUGGAAAGUAUGAGCUUGUGAGGGAAGAGUAUACUGAUGAGAUUGAUGGGUGGACGAGAUAUCAUUUUAUUAGGAGGAAGUUGGAAUAGAGUCAACCUGGUUCUGAGUAGACAUAGAAUGAGCAUGUGCCAGUAACAGACUGGAUUAUUGCGCGACCCG
This is a messenger RNA of Cercospora beticola, 1911 nucleotides long. RefSeq lists its product as uncharacterized. Gene Ontology annotation, molecular function: L-amino acid transmembrane transporter activity. Gene Ontology annotation, biological process: amino acid transmembrane transport. Gene Ontology annotation, cellular component: membrane. The record is from RefSeq and is a predicted model, not a curated record. Lineage: Eukaryota; Fungi; Ascomycota; Dothideomycetes; Mycosphaerellales; Mycosphaerellaceae.